Leguminivora glycinivorella is the source of this 2013-nucleotide messenger RNA. RefSeq lists its product as uncharacterized. Lineage: Eukaryota; Metazoa; Arthropoda; Insecta; Lepidoptera; Tortricidae. The transcript is spliced from 4 exons. The record is from RefSeq and is a predicted model, not a curated record. Bases 22 to 1341 code for a protein of 439 amino acids.
UUGUUUUUUCCUUGUCCAGGCAUGAUGCGGCGCGGCUCAAUGGCCAUCCUCGGCGGCGGGGAACCGCUGAUAGUGGUGGAAGAGAGCGGCGCGGAGGAGGAGGCAUCUUACCGCAGCCCGGUGGCCACACGAGGCCUCUCCAUCGACCAGGAGUCGCCGCCUGAUCCCUACCACCUGUCACCGUGGCGCGACACUCGCAAACACUCCCUGCCUACACCCUCCUGCACCACCGGCCCUACUGCUAGCCAGGUCCGCCGUCUAUCGGAGCGGGGCGAGGGUGCCGCUCGAGAAGCGCGCGAAGCUGCUUUCCUAGCGACGCUAAGCCAGGUCCAGCCACAACCUGGUGGUCGAAGACAUUCCGUUGUGACAAUAUCUCGCGUGCCACAAGCGCUGUUCGGGCGAGGUCGCCGCGAGUCCAUCGCCGCCUUCCCCGCGCUGGGCCACCGCCGGGACUCAGUUAAGAAAUCAACCGAAACAUUAGGCAGCACGCAUAAUUUACAACUCGACAUCAUGGAUGACAUCGUGCAAGCUCGAAAAGUACGCAUGCGGCUUUGGAAUACCUCUAGUGAACGCGUCUGCGAGGUGCAGCCACUGGACGAACGCUCGCCGAUGAGCGGGUCCGUGCGGUACACGAACCGUGGCCGACGGCACUCUGACUUCGUCGGGUCGCCGCUACCGCCAAUUCCUGCUCGCCGCCGUGCCUCCGAGAUGCCUCCACCGCCCCCUAUCCCGCCGCGAACUGGCGCUGGCGUCAUUUGUACCGACACAGAUCUCCAUCACAUGCUCAAUGCGCUCACAUCUUCUUCCACUGAAAUAGACCUCUGCGGCAAGCCCGAAAGAACAAGACGACUAGCCGACACACGUUCAAGCAGCUUCGAUGCUUCUACUUUACGAGACAAACCCCCAGGAUCAGGCACUACUUGGUUUACGCGACGCCAUCAAACUUUGGCGACAAAGAAAAAAGUGAACGAACCACAGAAAAAAUCUAAAGUCACUUUUGCACCUGACGCCAAACAAGCCCCGGGUGAUGUGGCGGCGGUCGUGUGGGAUCAGCCGUCUGGUUCUAUUGUAGAUGCCAGCGCGCUUGGAAGUGCAAUCGAAGUGUUUCUCAGGAAGGGUGGAGCAGGAGACCCAGGAGUUGCUGGCACUUCGACCACCACUUUAAAAGAGACAGGGAAAUGUACUGGCGCUCGGCCUAAAGUGCCGGAGCCGCCAGGGGGCUCUCGAUCGUCGGGCCGUCCAGGUGACGAGCGCUGGUGUCCCACCAGGCCCGAGGACGAUGAAGGAGCGCAGGGGUGCGAUGCAACCCUGUGCUCAUCAUUAAAAGACCUUUUCGUGUAGGCGCACCCAGUGCGGAUUACUCUUGUAAAUUAUUACCUAGCCGUUACUGGUUGAUUUCUUAAAAGGAGAGUGAGAUGUGCGAGAGGGUUCAUGGUCUGCGGUCCACCGCGACUGGGUCCACGUCCCUUUCUCGCGUUUGAUGUACCUUUUGUACUUUAUGAAUCUUUCAAUGUGAUAGUCUGUGCGCUGAGCCUAGCGCCGGUCGUCACCGCUGUCUAAUUUCUAAGUGUGAAUGCAUAUUUAGGUACUACCGUCAGAACCCUCGGUGCUUCAGAUAAUCCAUACAUGCAUUCGCACAAAAUCGGACCGUUUCAUCCCUGCGACCGACGCCCCGCUUCGCGCGCAAUUAUUUUUAGAGUGAAUUCUAUUUUCAUUGUAAAUUUUUAAUAUUAGCAAGCAGAAUAUUGACUUAUUGUUAGAUAGAGAAAUAUAUUUGUGAUGAGAGGGCGCGCGUUUUCCGCCGCGUCAGCGGUCUCCCGCCGCGCGCCCCACCCCGCGCCCCGCCCCGUGUCGUUCGACAAUCUGUGUCUUGUAAUCCAUUGUAACAUUAAACAAUUCAACGUAAUCAUAUAGCAGACAAAAUUAUGGAGUUUUCGGGAGAAAUGUACGCUUAAUAGAAGAAAGCGGCUGACUGUCGGUCGCUUCUUAUCAAUAAAAGUUUUUAUCGAUGUU